AUGCUGGAAAAAGUUUUCAAUGUGAAGAAUUUUGGUGCAAUCGCAGAUGGCAAAACGGAUAGUAGAAAGGCAUUGUUGGAUGCAUGGACGAAGGCAUGUGCAUGGGAUGAUAUGGGUAGGGUUUUGAUUCCCAAAGGUACAUUUCUUAUUGGUCUAGUUGUAUUAAAAGGGCCAUGCAAGGAUGCUAUUGUAUUUCAAGUUGCUAGGGUGGUGAAGGCGCCUGGUCUUAAGAAGUUUCAUUCAGACAGUUGGAUAGAGUUCAAAUACAUUAAUGGAUUGAUGGUCACAGGAGGUGGGACAUUUGACGGUCAAGGAGCUUCAGCUUGGCGACACAACCAAUGCUCCAAGAUGAAAAAAUGCAAGCUAUUACCAACGUCCCUAAGAUUCAUGUUCGUGACGGAUGCAACGAUUCGUAGCAUAUCUUCAGUGAAUAGCAAGUUCUUCCACAUAAACAUUGUGGGGUGCAAGAACAUAAAGCUCCGAUCCAUUAACAUCUCUGCACCCAGGAACAGUCCCAACACGGAUGGUAUCCACAUAGGAGACUCGAGUGGGGUCAAGAUUUAUAGUUCAGUAAUAGGCAUUGGUGACGAUUGCAUCUCCAUUGGACCUGGCAGUUCCAAUAUCACCAUCAACAACAUCUUAUGUGGGCCAGGACAUGGUAUCAGCAUCGGUAGCCUUGGAAAGUACCCGAAUGAAGAGAAUGUGAUGGGCGUGAAUGUGAGGAACUGUACCAUCACCGGGACCACCAACGGCAUAAGGAUCAAGACAUGGCAAGACUCUUCCAUCCUGUCGGCAUCCAAUUUCGCAUUCAAAAAUAUAAUUAUGGACAAUGUUUACAAUCCAAUCAUCAUAGAUCAAGAGUAUUGUCCACAUGCAUCGUGCACCAAAUUGACCCCUUCACGUGUUAAGCUCAGCGACAUUAGCUUUACGAACAUUCGAGGCAGCUCAACAUCACAGAUCGCAGUCAAUCUCUUAUGUAGCAAAGGCGUGCCAUGUCAAAAUGUACAACUCAAAAACAUCAACCUAGUAUACAAUGGAUUGGGUGGACACACCACAUCCUCAUGUUCCAACAUCAGGGGAACUUCUUCCGAUCUACAAAGCCCUCCCUCUUGCCUCUAA
Molecule: messenger RNA, 1119 nt
Organism: Magnolia sinica
Lineage: Eukaryota; Viridiplantae; Streptophyta; Magnoliopsida; Magnoliales; Magnoliaceae
Product: exopolygalacturonase-like
Exons: 4
Coding region: 1-1119 (372 amino acids)
Biological process (GO): carbohydrate metabolic process
Molecular function (GO): polygalacturonase activity
Source: RefSeq, a predicted model, not a curated record